This is a messenger RNA of Heterobasidion irregulare TC 32-1, 1293 nucleotides long. RefSeq lists its product as uncharacterized. Bases 1 to 1293 code for a protein of 430 amino acids. Gene Ontology annotation, biological process: regulation of DNA-templated transcription. Gene Ontology annotation, molecular function: zinc ion binding; DNA-binding transcription factor activity, RNA polymerase II-specific. The transcript has 5 exons. The record is from RefSeq and is a predicted model, not a curated record. Lineage: Eukaryota; Fungi; Basidiomycota; Agaricomycetes; Russulales; Bondarzewiaceae.
AUGCAGACAUCACAAUCUGAAUCAACCCUCGCGUCGUGGAAUCAGACAGACUUCGGAAGUGAACAGGCCUUCGUCGACUACGGUUCUGAGCCUUAUCAGUCAUCUAGUGGCGACGGAGUGGCAUCUUUCCCUUACUCGAUCAUCUCAGGCCAGGACACAGAAGGCCUAAACCUUGUUGAGUGCAACCCUAUGGGAUACUCUCAUGACAGUUCGAACGAGCAUGGGUUCUAUCAGAUGCAUGGGGCGUACCAUCAUCCUGGAGGCGUCGACUACGCUGCUACUGCGGACAUGCGUUACGGCAGCGACUCUUCCCAAACCGACCUCUCUGCUGCUGUGGAUGUAUGUCAAGACCCUAUCCUCGACCCAUGGGCAGAGACGACCCAUGAACAGUGGAACAAUGCUGUCGAUGACGUGUACCCUGCUAUAGAGCCUAUCCAAGUCCGUGAAAUCGUUGCACCAACUCCUCGGCACGCCGUACAGAUGACGUUAGAGGCCGCUCCGAGCCCAGCUCGCCGACCGUCAGCGCCUGCUCUCAAUCCCGCCUUCUUUGGUCAACAUGCCUGGAUCAAAGAAAGAAGAAACAGGCAUAGCCUUGCUUCCUUCAACGGCGAGAGUGCGUUUACAGAGAACAAGUACGAGCACCCUUCUAGCCUCCUAGACGACGAGACCUCAGAGAAGCAUCAUCAAGCACAAUAUCAAAGGUGGCAUGACCACCAGAAUGCCGUGAUGCCAUGGCAGGGGGUUGCAGCGAACACAAGCGCCAACCAGUGCUUCUCGCCGUGUGAACACUCACAGCAUUACCCCUAUUCUUCACCUUCUAGCGUCACUGUCUCUCCCAUGAGCACACCCACAGCAUCGACUUCUCCGCACUCGCAGUCGCCGGUGGCCAUAUCGAUAUUGGAGUCGAAGUUCUACACCAUUUUGUCAGAACAAUGUGCACCUACAACACACACACACACUGCGCAUGCAAAGCACGAGGCUGGAAUCUUUAGGGGCCCCAACACGGGAACCCAGAAAGGAUGGAUGGGCCGGACAAGCACUGAAUCCCUGGAGACUAUCGGUGAGGAAGGCUCUAGGACUGGCAGUAUCGCACGACGCUGUGGUCGUACUCGCGUCGUCAGAAACGUUCAGCCCAUCGCGUGCUUCUUUUGUCGUGGUCGAAAGAUCGCCUGCGGUCCUGCGGAUCCCAAUAGCUCAGAUAGAGCGUGCAUGCAAUGUUUGAAACGGCACCGCAAAUGCGUGUAUCCGCCUGAAUCAAGGCGUGGCCGCAGACAAAAUGAGGAUACAGCCUAG